Molecule: messenger RNA, 5882 nt
Organism: Bacillus rossius redtenbacheri
Lineage: Eukaryota; Metazoa; Arthropoda; Insecta; Phasmatodea; Bacillidae
Exons: 31
Coding region: 444-5162 (1572 amino acids)
Biological process (GO): calcium ion transport
Cellular component (GO): plasma membrane
Molecular function (GO): monoatomic cation channel activity
Source: RefSeq, a predicted model, not a curated record
GCGACGGCCAGCCGGGCAGCGGCACCGCCGUCGACAGCUGUGGCAGCUGCCUGCCCCUGCACUCGCCCGGCUGGAACAACUGCACGAGGAUCACGAGUGCCUGGCCCAGGCUGCUGGACCGGGCCGACGGUCUGGAGGACACCGUGAACCUGCGGGGCGCCGGACUCAGCCCGGAGGCCCUGGGGGAGGUCACCUGCUCCCUCGCCCCCCUCGCCGGCUCUCUGCCGGUGAGCGUGCGCAAGACGCUGGUGGAGGACGGCAUCAUCGAGCUGCUGGUGGAGCUGUCUCCCCGGGACGGCACGUACGAGGUGCGCUGCGCGUCGAGCGCGCUGGGUGACAUCCCGGCCGCGGACGGGCUGUCGGUGGCUGUGGUGGACAGCCGUAGCCUCGACAUCAGCCGGGUCACCCCGAGCGCCGUGCUCGCCGGCCAGCCGUUCAAGGCCAUGCUGGAGGUGGAGGGCGUGACGGCGGGGCAGCGCGUGUUCUGCUAUGUCCGCAAGGGCAACAGCUCCAUGGCCCAGGUGCUGGACGCUUCGCAGGUGUCGGCCGGCCGCGUGGUCUGCUCCGACUACACCGCCGGCCGGCCGGGCGUCCUGCAGGUGGGGGCCGUGUACACGGAGGACUCCGCGAUGGACAGGGCGAGCACGGGUGUCCCGGGGGAAGUGUCGGUGACGGCGGCGGCGCCCCGCAUGGUCGCGGCGGUGCUGACCCCAGACCUCCGGCAGAUACGCAUCACGUUCACCCGCAACAUGGAGGAGCCCGGCGACUGCUCCCGGCUGUUCGCUGCAGACACCUUGGACAAGCUGGGGCGCGAUGCAAACUGCAGUUUUCGGACCAACCAGCUGGUUGUGGAUCUAGGAGAUGAAAUGAAGUUGUCCCCAGAUAUGGAGCUGACGUUGGUUGAUGUCGGAAGUGUGAAACUUGACACCUCUCAGGUGGAGACGCCCAGGUUCCACGUGAUCGCCCCCCGCUCGGUGUGCUCGGACGGCCGGGAGGGCACGUCCUUGGGCCGGGGACGUCAGCGCGCCCCGCCGGAAGACGCCCCCACCAACUCCAUCGACGAGAACGUCCCAGCGAUCUGGCUGGUGAUGGAAGGGAGCCAGCGCCUGCUGCUGGAGUGGUCGGUGUUCUUCCGCGGCGUCGAGGCAGCCGGCCGCCGCUCUCAGCGCCGGGCGCUGCUGGCGUGGGAGAGCGUUCGCGCCGUUCAGGCCGAGCUGACGCGCUCGAGCCGCGCCGCGGCGAGCGGCCAGGUGCCCAUCAACGUGACCGUGAUGAUGCCCGGCAUGACGUACCUGGUGAACGUGACUGCAACCAACGCCCUGGGCGCGGCGAGCGAGGUGAAGGGCUUCUCCGUGUCCCUGGCGCCCAAGGGCUCCGACGGCACGGAGCUGCUCGUGCUGGGGCCCCGCGCCACCUUCUCCGACACGGAGUACAUCGCGGAGGCACGGCUGCACACCUGCGACCGCUCCGUCCUCAACCAGACGCUGCUGUACCGGUGGUCCGUGGUCCAGGGGGACGAAGAGGGCGUGAACGUGGACCUCCAGAGCGGCAGGAGGCUGAAGCUGGCCGCCGGCACUCUGCGGGGCGGCCAGCGGUACACCGUCACCUGCACCGCGCUGGGGGAGUCCCAGGAGCCGCUGGCCUCCGGCACCUUGGUCCUGACAACCCUUACGAGGGGUGUCCAGGCCGUGCUGCUCGUCACCGAAGUCACGAUCGGGACCGGGCAGCCCCUGCAGUUGGACGCAUCCGUCUCGUACGACCCUGACAACCAGCCGGGAGAGCUGCAGUUCCUGUGGUGCUGUCGCAAGAGCGACAACAGCAGCUGCGAGAUCGGCAAGGCCGGCCCGAACGUCACGCUCGAGGGGAGCGCGUUCACGUCGCCGGUGCUCAGACUACCACCGGGCUCCCUGGCUCUCGGAGAGUACGUGCUGACGGUGGCCGUGUCGAAGGGAGGAGGAGGGAACGGCGCCGCGCGGGCGUCCUGCAAGGUGCUGGUGGUUCCGGGCUCCCCGGCGGCCGUGCUGGUGGAGCCGGACGUGCGCCUGACGCGGCUGGACCCGGCGCGGAACGCCACGGUGCACGCCAGCGUGACGGGCGUGCGGGAGUGCUGCCGGCUGUGGUGGUCCGUGCUGGACCGGCCGGGCUACCAGUACUUCGACCUGGCCGGCCUGGUGGGCGUGGGCGACACCGUCUACGUCACCGACGAGGCGAUGCAGUCCCUGGCCCGGCGCCAGCCGCCGAGGAAGGACUUCCCGCUGUUCAUCCCGGGGCCGACGGGCAAGUGGCCCGGGCUGCUGGGGGACUCCAAGUACAAGCUGCGGCUGACGGCGUCCUGCCCCGUCUGCACCGCGUCCGUCGGCUCCGUCCAGUCCUACGCCGACGUCGUCAUCAGCACCAACUCCCCUCCCGUCACCGCCCGCCUUCAGGUGACGCCCAGCGAAGGAGAGGCGCUGCUGACGCGCUUCACGUUCGCCACGCGGUCCGCCUAUGACAGCGGAGCGGACCUCCCCCUGCAGUACAGGUACGGCUACUGGGUCCGCAACUCUUCGGCCGUGCACAUCUUCAGCACGUCCUCGGUGGAGCUGGAAGCACGCACCCUGCUGCCCUGCACGGAUGAAGGCUCCACGAUCACUCCAGUGCUGGACGUGUGUGACUCCCGUCAGCUCUGCACGAGCGUCCAGGGCAACUUGAUCAAGACACGCCCGCCCAGAAGCGUGACACUCGACAACGUCGAGGCCAUAUCCGCGGAGAUGAGGCAGCUGAUGGUGUCGCAGCAGUACCCCGAGGCGCUGAACCUGGGCCAGGUGAUGCUGUACAGCCUGCAGGUGCUGGCGGACCGGACCCUGUACCGGGAGGCCGGCCGGAGGGUGGAGCAGGCCAUCAGCUCCGAGACGGCCCGGCUGAGGGCGAGCCUCAAGCCAGACCAGAACACCAUCAUGGUGAGCCUGGACUUCAUAGGCAUGGCCGUGAAGACGCUGCAGGAGCUGCCCAUGUCGACGGCGACCAUUCAGCAGCUGGCAGGCUUCCGCAACGAGAUCCUGGAGCUGGAGGGGGGCCGAGAGCGAAAGAAGAGGGAAGCUACCACCUCGGGCCGCUACUUGACCAUCAAAGCGGUGGAAAGUUCUCUGGAGCUGUCUGAGCUGAUGAUAAAGCAAGUCAACAGCUCUGUCGCCAUGAUGGAGAAAUCGACUCUAUUGCAUCAGAUCCCCACUUACUUGACUAGACUCUGCAAAGGUCCUGACGUCACUGACAACAAACCUGCCACAUUAGAAUUACACAUACUAACACUUAGUGUUGAGAAAAUGGAUAUGAAACACAGAGGUAGCGUCACAAUGGACAUUCCGAAAAGAAAUGGUCCGCACAUUGCCAACUUGACAGCCACUGUGAAGUUUGGCACCCCGAUGGCCGACGCAUUGAAGACUGGCCCGAUAUGCCUGGGGGCUGUCAUGUUCCCAGAAGACUAUCUGUCGCAGACUCACAACACGACUCGCGUUGACAGGCGCAGCGCAGUUUUUGGUGUGCACGUGACCUUCGCGAACAAGGAGGGGGUGGCGUCGCCGGGUUUCCUGGAUCGUCCAAUCAGCGUGAGCCUGCCUGUGUGGGACAGUCACGUCUCGCGCAGCCAGAGGAUCGUGUGCGCCUCGUGGCAGGAAGACGCCAGGUGGAGCUCCGACAAGUGCAAGACGUCGCAGCACCACGCGGUGGCACGCCUGACCUGUAGCUGUCACACACUCGGGUACUACACGGUUAUUGUGGAAGAUGUCCCUCAGAAAGCAACAACUCCAACAGUUGUACCUUUAACAAGUGAGCUAACAACUCGAAAGGCAGAAACGACCCCUGCGGUAAAAAAGACAACGGAGGUGACUACCACUACGAUGCGUACCACAACAAAACUUAUACUUCUUACCACAUCUGCAAAACCAGAAACCACAUUGUCAACUCGGCCGACGACAGCAAAAACGACAACCACAACACUGCAACCAGCCGUGACAACAGCUAAAACUACGGUACCGCAGACUAUGAGACCAACUACAAGACCCACAACAGUACGACCAGUACAACUUCCUCUACCUCCGUCACCCAGAAUAACGCCAUUACCCACAGCACCGACAUCUGCCCACACGUUGCCGGGAGCCCCUGCAGUGGACACGAGUACCGAGAAGGUUGGCACGACCAUGCCAGCUACUCGCACCUCUCGGAGGGCGGGGCCGGGUCUGGCGUCUCCGGACGUGGUUCGUUCGACAGGAGCCGUGGGGGAGGCGCCCAGAACUACCCCCGUCACUGCUCGCCUCGUCAGCAACAUUACCUACAGUGUAUCCUUCAGGAUCGAGGAGAACUACAACGAGACAGUUGGCGAUAUGAAAGAGCAGUUCGUGGACGUUCUCAAGCAGCAGAUAAUGGAGCAGGUCAACAUGCCAGAUCCAAUGAUGGUCGAGAUUAGCGUGUAUCCUGGCAGCAUCGUGGUGCACAUGCGGCUCGCCGACACGGACGUGAGGACGGUGCAGGAUGUGAUCCCGCAGAUAGCCCGCCUGCUGCACCGCGGGGACCUGGUGGUGGAGGGGCUGGACCGCCGGAGGCUGGACGUCCCCCCUCAGCCCCUCAACCUGCUGCAGCCCGGCGGCCCCGAGCGCAGCAUGGCAGUUGUGUAUGCGGUGGGUGGAUACGCAGCCUUCAGCGUGGCAUGUCUGGCUGCGUUUGCAGCGACCGCAGCCUUCCUUAAGAGGAAGAGGAAUAAUCACAGACCAUGGAAAAGGCAGCAGGCGAUUUCGAAAGGUCAGGCACCAAUGUACCGUCAGUUCGAGUUUGAGAAAUCAAUAGACGGCUCGGAGGCAUCUCUGGCGCGGUACCGCACCUGCCUGCCCUCCAUGGGUACAGUCAGCACCCUGACACUGACAGGGCUAGAUAAAGGGGCGGUGCAGUACCUGCGAGUGGACGGCAGCCUGGGCCGGCCGGCGGACCAGGCGCGGCGGCGCGGGAAGAAGAAGAGGAGGAAGGAGGCGAAGCCCCAGGGGCUGCUGGGGCGCGAGGAGAGCGACGACCGCGACUCGGGCAUCGUCGUGACGGACAGCGUGCCGCAGCACGGCUCCCGUCGCAGGACGCAGAAUCCAGCUGCAUCAACAGCAUCUUUCGAUGCUCUACCAGGAACCCCAACUGACAACUAAUGGAUAUCACAAAAGGUUUUAUGCAUCUUGUUCACAAGUACAUGGUCCUAGUGUGCAGAUUUCACCAUUAUUAUCACCUCAAAAUAUGAUUUAUACAAUUAUUAUACAUUCUGUAAUUUAUUGACUAGUCACAGUUCUGAAUAUCGCCAAAGAAAAAACAGAUAGACAUGGCCGGAAGUGAAUAGCAGAGGAGAAUUAAAACAAAAAAAAAUUCCUUUUAGAUAAACAUAAUGUUUUUGCGUGAAGGCAGAUUCAUUGUAUUCAAAAUUGUUACUAAGCUAUCUAUAUUUAAUAGCUGGAUUGACCAUAACUAUUAAAAGACAGGAGUAUUUUUUAAAUUUUAAGGUGAAUUGUGUUAGUAACUGUUACAAUUUGGAACUCAACUUAAGAUGCCUUGUCAGUUGAAGCUUACUCUAGAUAUAUUUAACAACCAAAAUUUUAAUCAAAACAAACAGAGUAUAUAUAUGUAUCUCAGUUUUAAUGAGUAAAAAGCAUUGACAUAAUAAAAAUGAACUAACUUGUCCAGUAAAAAUUUAGAAUCUGAAUAUUUCUUUGUUCAAACUGUCUCUCAUUUUAGUGUGUGUUUCAGUAAAAAUCAAAAAUAUUCUUGGUUGAAACCUCAAUGAAGAGGUACAAUGUACACUUUAUGGCUAAAAAAUUUUAAUUGAUUGUAUUAUUAUUGAAAAUGAAAUAGCUACAAUAAAUGUUUGAUGGUGGUAA